Messenger RNA from Gracilinanus agilis (Agile Gracile Mouse Opossum), 2501 nucleotides. RefSeq names its product zinc finger DHHC-type palmitoyltransferase 9 (gene ZDHHC9). Gene Ontology annotation, molecular function: protein-cysteine S-palmitoyltransferase activity. Gene Ontology annotation, biological process: peptidyl-L-cysteine S-palmitoylation; protein targeting to membrane. NCBI's taxonomy places the organism in Eukaryota, Metazoa, Chordata, Mammalia, Didelphimorphia, Didelphidae. The record is from RefSeq and is a predicted model, not a curated record. The transcript has 9 exons. Gene Ontology annotation, cellular component: Golgi apparatus; endoplasmic reticulum. The coding region runs from base 1 to 1119 and encodes 372 amino acids.
AUGUCUGUGAUGGUGGUGAGGAAGAAGGUGACUCGAAAGUGGGAGAAGCUCCCAGGCCGAAACACUUUCUGCUGUGAUGGACGAGUCAUGAUGGCCCGGCAGAAGGGGAUCUUCUACUUGACCCUCUUCCUCAUCCUGGGAACCUGCACACUCUUCUUUGCUUUUGAGUGCCGCUACUUGGCUGUUCAGCUAUCUCCUGCCAUCCCUGUCUUUGCCGCUGUCCUUUUCCUCUUUUCCAUGGCUACGCUGCUGCGGACAAGCUUCAGUGACCCUGGUGUGAUUCCCCGGGCCCUGCCAGAUGAAGCAGCUUUCAUUGAAAUGGAGAUAGAGGCAACCAAUGGCACGGUGCCACAGGGUCAGCGUCCACCCCCUCGAAUCAAGAAUUUCCAGAUCAACAACCAGAUCGUGAAACUGAAGUAUUGUUACACAUGUAAGAUCUUCAGGCCUCCCCGGGCCUCCCACUGCAGCAUCUGUGACAAUUGUGUGGAGCGCUUUGACCAUCAUUGUCCCUGGGUCGGGAAUUGUGUUGGCAAGAGGAACUACCGCUACUUCUACCUCUUCAUCCUCUCUCUGUCCCUUCUCACCAUCUACGUCUUCACCUUCAACAUCGUCUAUGUGGCCCUCAAGUCCUUGAAGAUUGGCUUCCUAGAGACGCUGAAAGAAACUCCUGGAACCGUGCUGGAAGUGCUUAUCUGCUUCUUCACCCUCUGGUCUGUUGUAGGGCUGACAGGAUUCCAUACUUUCCUGGUGGCCCUCAACCAGACAACAAAUGAAGAUAUUAAAGGUUCCUGGACAGGGAAGAACCGAGUACAGAACCCAUACAGUCAUGGCAACAUACUAAAGAACUGCUGUGAGGUGCUGUGUGGCCCUUUGCCUCCCAGUGUGCUGGAUCGAAGAGGCAUAUUGCCACUGGAAGAGACUGGAACUCGACCCUCAAGCACUCAAGACCCCAGUAGCGGCCCAUUUCCACAGAGUCCGGUGGUCCCCACAGAGCCAUUGAGCUCGAAUGAGCUGCCCCUGAAAGCCAGUGUUCCCGAGGAGAUGCACUCCAGUGUUCUGGCCCAGCAGGGUCCAGAAUCCCCAGAGACUCCUCAGGAGGCCUCUGGAGCUGAGAAGUAGCUUCUCUGCACAGCAGAGAGAGAGAGAGACCUGUGUUUUUUCUUUAAUGCAAGCAGAGAGUGAGUGAGGGGGAGAAGACAACCUUGAGACAGAGGGCAAGUGAGCCAUCCCUUUUGCCAUUUUUCUUUGGUCUCUGUUCACCCAAUUCUGGAUUGGAAUAUUCUCUAUGUGAGCUAUUUUUCCUGGACUCCAGGCAGUAACAGAGUGAUGUCCAUUGCCUAUAAGUAGCUUGAAACCUGGGUUUCGAGGGCCUCGGCGGCCUCAGAAUUCCCUUUGGAUCCCUCCUCUGGUUCCAUAGUAAGGGAAGCAGGGAAAGUUGUUGAUAUCCCAUUGCGUGUCCCUGAACCAGAGAUAGCCCCACAGGCCCCUGUCCAUAGAACCCCAAAGGGCCCAAAGUAGGGGCAAUUUGAGCCCUAUUUCUCCUCCAAGAUGGAGGAGAGGAAUGGGAGUGGGGGCAGAGCCGUGACUGGCAAACCUUUUCGUGCCAUUGGUGCCGUGCCAGCUCAUGCCUGUGGGGUGGGAUCCUUCUAUCUGGACACUUGUAUUUAUUAAUGUAGUUUCCUUCUUAAGUCCCCCUCCCUGAUCUCUACCUCUCUAACCUCCUUCUUUUUCAAUUAGAUAGAAGUUAGUAGGAAUAGUUAGUGAGUUAACAAUUUGCAGUUUUCAUAGCCCAACCCAAAACUUGGUAAUGUCUGUGCCACCCUCAGUAAGAAAUUGUGUGAUGCCAAUAGCUCAGCCCCGCUGUUCUCUCUGUCUCUCUGUCUCUUUCUCCCCCCUUUUCUAAUACCCUUUUCAGACUCCUGCUCCAUUUGGGAGCAGUAACGACAGUUAAAAAGUCUGCACUUUGGUGCCUCCUUUUCUGCAAGGGGUUUGCAAGUGCCCUAAAUGCCACCCCUUUUGCCCCCCGCCCCCUACUUCGAGUUCAGUCCAUGAGGCCUGCGGUGGUCUCGAGUGCACAAAUGAAUAAAUUGAGGCACAAAGGAAUGGCUUCAGAGCUGAGUGAGGAAGGGGAACCUGCCCCUGCCAGUUGACUCACAGGCCUUAGCCAAUGUUUCCUUCUCCCUCUCCCCUUGGGGCUAACUCUCAUAGCACUUCUGCUGGUCUCUGUAAAUGCAGAGACCUAGGAUGAUCCCCGCCCCCGCCCCCCCACCCCCCAGUGGUGGGCUGGGUCCCCCAUCCAGCAUUUGGGGGACCGGUUUUCUCCAGCCCUCAGCUGCGCUUCAGGGAUAAGGAUUUGUGUAUCAAAUGCAGCUGUGUUUCUGAGAGAGUCGAUGUUCUCCCUCCCUUUAUGAAUUGGGGUCCUGUGGAGAUGACUUUAGUGGGGAGAGGGUUAACCAGGGCUUUUUAUCUGUUUGAAGGUGAUUAAACUGUGUUGAUGCAAA